This is a messenger RNA of Culex quinquefasciatus (southern house mosquito), 714 nucleotides long. Its product is annotated as speckle-type POZ protein-like B. Bases 1 to 714 code for a protein of 237 amino acids. The record is from RefSeq and is a predicted model, not a curated record. Gene Ontology annotation, biological process: regulation of proteolysis; proteasome-mediated ubiquitin-dependent protein catabolic process. Gene Ontology annotation, cellular component: nucleus; cytoplasm. The transcript is spliced from 2 exons. Gene Ontology annotation, molecular function: ubiquitin protein ligase binding. NCBI's taxonomy places the organism in Eukaryota, Metazoa, Arthropoda, Insecta, Diptera, Culicidae.
AUGUCUUCUGCGCCCACCAAGAAAGUUCGCGUCCAGGAAAGUAGCAGCGUCACUUUCUUUGAACGUAAAGCGUUCAAAUUCACGUGGACAAUCAAGGAGUUCAGCUCCUGGACUGCCGAGAUUGGCCCCUGUAUGCAACAGUCAGCAGUGUUCCCGUCCGGCAAGGAAGAAAGUAUUCACAUCGCUGAUGAUUUCGGGGCUCUUGUGGACGGUCAGCGUUUCGGAGAUGUUACGGUGAAGGUCGGAGAUAAGAGGUUCCGCGUGUACAAGGGCAUUCUUGCGUCCCGAAGUCCCGUGUUUGCCGCCAUGUUCGAGCACUCCAUGAAGGAGAAAAUCAAAAGUGUCGUCACGAUCGUCGACGUCGAGCCGGACGUGUUCCACGAGUUGCUGCGGUACAUCUACACCGACAAGGUCCAAAAUCUUACCACGUUGGCCUACCAGUUGUUCGCAGCCGCCGACAAGUACGACAUCGGAACGCUCAAGACCCUCUGCCGGAUGUCCAUCCUGGCGAAUAUUUCGACGGAGAACGCCACGGAUGCGCUCAAGUGCGCCGACCUGCAUCUGGACAGCGAGAUGAAACGGCACACGCUGGAGUUUCUCCGCAAAAAUUCCGGCAGUCUGCUGGCCAUGACCGAAACAGCGGGCUGGAAGGCGUUUGAGCUUACGUUCCCGCACUUGGCAAUCGAAGUGUUGAAGGCAAUCGUAAAGUCGUAA